Molecule: messenger RNA, 1074 nt
Organism: Neospora caninum
Lineage: Eukaryota; Apicomplexa; Conoidasida; Eucoccidiorida; Sarcocystidae
Product: srs domain-containing protein
Exons: 1
Coding region: 1-1074 (357 amino acids)
Cellular component (GO): membrane
Source: RefSeq, a predicted model, not a curated record
AUGGAACGUCGUAUUUCGUUUUCAAGCAGGUCGUGCGAGGCGGUUAGGCUGGUGGCCGCUGUCUGUUUCGUCGCGUGCCUGAGCAGGUUAUCGACCGCUGCGGACGCAGAAACAAUACAACCCAAAUGCACUCAACAGAACCAGGUGACAACUUGUGUCUGUAGCGAGCCUGGAGUUGGUGCGAAAGAAGUACGCAAUUCAUCCCCAACUGUAACUCUGUCUGAGUCGAGCGCUGGAAUCACCAUAGAGUGCUCCCCCUCAACAACCUUCGAUUUUGUGCCGGAGGCAGACACAAAAGUGUGUGUUGCGACUGAAAUUGACCAGCAGACCCUAAAGUUGUGUAAAUCUACCUCAAACACCUCCAUUCGAGAUUUCUUGACUCAGGACAACGCCAGCAGCGUGCCCUCUUGGACGCAGGUCAAGAAAACCACCACAAAGAAGUCCUUAACCAUUCCACCAGAAGAUCUUCCCCUUACCGACAAAAGCUUCUUCGCCGGCUGCCAAAACAGCACCAGCGCCAAUGACGAGUGCGUGGUGAGUGUAAGCGUCAAGGCCAGGACCUCGGCUGUGAAAGACGGUGUCCUCAUUUGCGCCUACGGCAAAGAGAGCAACUCGUCUGUUCCAGAAGUAACACUGAAUUCCGAGAACAACUCGCUGACUAUCCUGUGUGGCAGUGAGGGACAGAUGGAGCCGACUCAGCAAUCUUUGACUGCCUACCACUGCACGGGCUCCCACACAACUGACUGCAAGAAGGUGAACCUGACUGAGAUCAUGCCGACCUUCACAUCGAGCUGGUGGACAACGGAUGAGCUGAACUCCAAGGCACCGAAACUGGUGAUUCCGGAAGACGGCUUUCCUGCCCAGGAAGAAACGAUUCUCUUGGGAUGCAACCUAAACAACAACGUUGUCUCGAGGCAUGAGGACGAUAAUGGAACCACAGCUGCUCAGCUGCCGACAUGCAAAGUGAAGGUGACACUUGCCGCGAGUUCGUCCCGGUCCCAGGCCUCGAGCGUUUCCUUCCGCGGAUUGUUUGUGUUGGUCUUCGUUCCCCUUGUUCUUCUUGGCACAUGCUGA